This is a messenger RNA of Sciurus carolinensis (gray squirrel), 1410 nucleotides long. RefSeq names its product keratin 26 (gene Krt26). Bases 1 to 1410 code for a protein of 469 amino acids. The record is from RefSeq and is a predicted model, not a curated record. NCBI's taxonomy places the organism in Eukaryota, Metazoa, Chordata, Mammalia, Rodentia, Sciuridae. Gene Ontology annotation, molecular function: structural molecule activity. The transcript is spliced from 8 exons.
AUGUCUUUUCGAUUUUCUAGCGGAUCCAGGCGGACCUGCUCACGAGCUGGUUCUGUCGGGCUUUCUGGUGGAGAGACAAGCUUUGUGGCUGGGAAUGUGUGUGUUGGGUCCUUGGGAGCAGGAAGCAGCUUUUCUUGUACUCUUGGGGGUGUUUCUUCUGGAGGAAGCUUCUGCAAUGGUGGUGGAGGGUCUGGAAGCAGCAUCAGCACUGGUUUUCUUGGAAAUGAAUGCAGCCUUCUCUCUGGGAAUGAGAAAGUGACCAUGCAGAACCUCAAUGACCGCCUAGCCUCUUACCUGGACCAUGUGCACGCUCUGGAGCAGGCAAAUGCAGACCUAGAGCAGAAGAUUGAGAGCUGGUAUGAGAAGUAUGGGCCUGGCUGUGGUCGGGGACUCGAUCAUGACUACAGCAGAUAUUUCUCAGUCAUUGAGGACCUAAAAAGACAGAUUAUUUCUGUGACCACAUGUAAUGCCAGCAUCGUUCUGCAAAAUGACAAUGCCAGACUGACAGCUGAUGACUUCAGGUUGAAGUAUGAAAAUGAGCUUGCCCUGCACCAGAGUGUUGAGGCGGACACCAACAGUCUCCGCAGAGUGUUGGAGGAGCUGGCCCUCUGCACGACGGACCUGGAGAUUCAGUGUGAGACCCUGAGUGAGGAACUGACAUACCUCCAAAAAACUCAUGAGGAGGAAAUGAAAAUCCUGCAAUGUGCAUCAGGAGGCAACGUGAAUGUGGAGGUGAACGCAGCCCCAGGAGUGGACCUAACUGUUAUGCUGAACAACAUGAGGGCUGAGUAUGAGGAACUGACUGAACAAAAUCGUAAAGACGUUGAGGCCUGGUUUAAUGAGAAGAGUGCAUCAUUGCAACAACAGAUUUCAGAUGAUGCAGGAGCAGCCACAGCAGCCAGAAAUGAGCUGACAGAACUGAAACGCAAUCUACAAACCCUGGAAAUAGAACUUCAGUCCCUUACAGCAGUGAAACAUUCCUACGAAUGCUCCCUGGCUGAGACCGAAGGAAACUACUGCAUUCGACUCCAGCAGAUCCAGGAUCAGAUUGGAGCAAUGGAGGAGCAGCUACAGCAGAUUCGAACAGAAAUGGAAGGCCAGAAGCUGGAGUAUGAACGGCUUCUUGAUCUCAAAAUAUUUCUGGAAAAAGAAAUUGAAACAUAUUGCAACUUACUAGAUGGAGAAGAGAGGAGAAGCACACCCACGUGUUACAAACCCAAAGGAUGCAGGCCUAUAAAUCCUGGGAAUCAAACGAAAGAUUCAACAGAAGAAAUGUUUGUCAAAACAGUGGUUGAAGAACUAGAUCAACUUGGCAAUGUCCUUUCGCUGAGAGUCCACUCGGUAGAGGAAAAAUCUUCUAAGAUAAGCAACAUUACAAUGGAGCAAAGGGUACCUUCUAAAGCAUCAUAA